CCUUUACCUCUCGCCCUGGGUUCGCGAUUUAUCAAAACUUUGUCGUAUGAAACGGCGAAGCAAAUGGGACCAAUUGUUAUCGGAUAUGCAGUUUCAGGGCAGAGAAAUCGUAGAGAGGCCCCCUGAAGGUAUGUUUGCACCUGUUGGUACCAAGUUUGACGUCAACAGUCUGGAAGCGACGCAGUCUGGAAGCAAUGCCGCUGCUGCAAUGGCUGCCAAAUUAAAUGCCAUGUUAGCCGCACAGGGAAAGAUUAUGAAAGCCCCGGCUCCUUUACCGAUAGGAAAUGCAAUGCAGCAGCAGCAAAUGGUCCCACAGUUUUUUACUGUAGAAGUGGUGAUUAAUGACAUCCCUAGCAGAGUUAUUCUCACAAGAUCAGCGACUCACCAAGAAAUUCUUAGACAGACUGGUGCUGCGGUGUCAGUCAAAGGUCGUCACAUGACUCCAGAAGAGAAAUCAUUAGGAACAAUGGAUCGACCACUUUAUUUGUACAUUUGUGCUGAUACUCAGGCGAAAGUCAAUGCUGCGAAAGAGAAAGUUAAAACAAUCAUUUUGCAGUCAGAACUGAGCUUUCCUGUUGAUCAGCGACCUUUCACCAAUAAUCCACAUUUGUUUAAUACAAUCGGCUUUGAUAAUAGUCAAAUGCAAAGACCCGGUGAAGCAGUAGCGAGUACACCAGUGUUACGUUACGUUCAAGACAAAGUGUUUGUUGAAGCAGAGAGUGUUCCUGGUUUUGAUGUUAUUGAGAAGAUAUCGGGACCACAGGGUUCCUACCUCAGACACAUAGCAGCAGAGACUGGCGCAAAGGUGUUCUUUCGUGGUCAGGGCUCUGGUUACAUUGAGCCUACCUCAGGAAAGGAGUCAUUUGAACCUUUCCAUCUGUACAUUAGCCACCCUAGAAACGAGGGGCUUCACGCAGCUAAGCGUCUGUGUGAGAAUUUAGUACAGAAGGUCCAAAGGGACUAUGAAAUGUUUGUCCAUUCUCAACACCAAUUGCAUCAACAUCAAUAUCAACAUCAACAUCCACCCAUGGAUGACAUUACUGGAGGCAAUUGGGGGUCUAAUUAUAAGUCAGGUCCUCCUUCUCUGAUGUCUCUGCAAUUGCCGUAUCCUCAAAUGCAUCAUUUUCCUCCAGCUAGGCACCAUCCACCCAUGGGUCCGCAAGGUCCACAAGUAUUUGAUCAUUCUCAUCUGCAUCCACCUCAUCAACCACUCAUGAUGGAACCACGUUUUGGGUUUGAAGCAGAGCCUCGUCCACCUUAUAAUCCAGGAUCAGGUCCUGGAUUGCCAAUGCAGUUUGGUCCUCCUCCUCUUCCUCAAGGCCCUGCCCCUCAAGCUGUAGUUGACCCAUUCAUACCACCCUGUAAUCCUCCUCGUUCUGUUCCGCCGACAACGUUUGACUAUCCACCACCGCAGCCCGAGUAUCCGACAUUUAACACUCAGCCGGCACCUCAACCAGUGUCACAACCUGUGCAUCAGUCUACACCAUUGGGCGGGUUCAAUGUAAUUAGCUGGAAUCCGGCUGCUGUUCCUCAGGAUGAGCCAAAGAAAGAUGAAACAGAAGGUCCUGCUCCUCCUCCUGCCAAGCGUCGUUUUACUGAAGCUGUAACUUCAGAGUCGUCUGAUGCUAAGUCUGUUAAAACCUCUUCACAGAGUUCUCAUUCUUCAGUUGGUGAUAAUGUAGAAUUCCAAGUGCCCAGCAAUGUCACUAGUCCUAGAAGGUUUCAAGAAUCGCAACAUAGUUCAACUAGUUCUGGUCAAACGUUUGCAAAGCCACUUCCACCUCGCAGUUCUGGAACAUUUGCGAAACCAGCCCCGCCACCUCCAGUCGCGUGGCCAGAUAAAUCAAAAGAAGAGGACAAUAAUGCAAAGAACAAGAGUAAACAAGUUUCAGGUUUGGCUUCUCUUAUGGCAUACGAAGGUGACUCUGAUGAUGAUAGUACUUGAUAGUAUAAACACUCCGUAGUAGUAGUAUUACAUACAAACGUAUGUGUUGAUAUAAAAUAAAUCCUGUUUUGCU
Molecule: messenger RNA, 2018 nt
Organism: Corticium candelabrum
Lineage: Eukaryota; Metazoa; Porifera; Homoscleromorpha; Homosclerophorida; Plakinidae
Product: KH homology domain-containing protein 4-like
Exons: 20
Coding region: 47-1945 (632 amino acids)
Cellular component (GO): nucleus
Molecular function (GO): RNA binding
Source: RefSeq, a predicted model, not a curated record